AUGGAGGAAACCGCUGGCUACAGACAGCAGCAACGGCUGCGAAUACGGUGUGCCAGACCAUAUACAAACUCGGGAGAAAAUCUGCUUCCUCCUUCUCUCUCUCCAUUCUCACCCCUGGCUAAUCAGUCUCAGGAACUUACUGGAUGGUGGUCAGAUAAACAGCCAUUUUGCAUUCUCCUUCAAGACAGUUGUAUCACUAAAACCACAGUGAUUAAGAAAGAAUGCACACGCGGCUUGUCUAUUAACUUCCACAUUUUUAACCUGCAGGCACUGGAGCAUGUCAAUGCCCGGCUUUGUGAACUGUACCCUGAUGAUGAAGAACGAUUUGAUAUUGUUCUGAUGACUAAUAACCAUGCCCAAGUGGGAGUGAGACUCAUAAACAGCAUCAAUCACUACGGUUUAACAAUUGAACGUUUCUGCAUGACGGGAGGUAAAAGCCCAGUUGGUUAUCUGACUGCAUAUCUUACCAACUUAUAUCUGUCUGCAGACUCUGAAAAAGUCCAAGAAGCUAUAGAAGCAGGCAUUGCAUCAGCUACCAUGUUCACUGCAAACAAAGAUGUUUCUUACUCGGAUACAGAGCUGAGAGUGGCAUUUGAUGGGGAUGCAGUUCUCUUUUCUGAUGAAUCAGAACAAAUUGUCAAAGAGCAAGGAUUAGACAGAUUUUUUGAACACGAACAGCUGAAUGAGAAUAAGCCUCUUGCACAGGGUCCUUUGAAAGGUUUUCUGGAAGACCUAGGGAAACUCCAGAAGAAGUUUUAUGCAAAAAAUGAACGAUUAAAUUGUCCUAUAAGGACCUUCUUGGUUACAGCCAGAAGUGCAGCAAGUUCUGGAGCCAGAGUACUGAAGACUCUUCGUAGCUGGGGUCUGGAGAUUGAUGAAGCACUUUUUCUAGCAGGAGCUCCUAAAGGACCAAUCUUGGUGAAAAUUCGUCCUCACAUUUUCUUUGAUGACCAGAUGUUUCACAUCGAAGGAGCACAGAAAUUAGGUACCAUAGCUGCACAUGUUCCCUAUGGCAUUGCUCAGAAAUAUCACAAAUCCACAUAAUUGGAUGGCACCAUUAAAGAUGAUUCUUAACUCAGCCAGCCUCUAAUAUACCAAUAGUCGUGUCUGAAAAUUUCUAUAUUUGUAUAUUGUAAGCACUAUGUUUUAAGAUUUGACUUCUGGCUAGAACAACCUUUAAAGGAAAUAUUUUUAAUAUGAGUAAGUUUUUAAUAGAAUUAUUUUAAUAUUAUUCUUAAGCAGUUUAGUUUUUAUUUUUACCUAUCUGGAUCUAACACUGUGUUUUCAAUAUUAGGAAAAAAUCUGUACUGUUUUUAUCGUUUAAACCAUACUUUGAGAAAGACAGAACUGUUGUAGUUUCUCUAAAAAAUUGUUAACAGGUUAUUUACAACAAAAAUCAUGCUGCAUAGGUAGCUCUUGCAAGUUUUUUCUGAAAUGAGAACAAGCGCAGUUUACCUAUACGUAUUUACCUGUUAGUGGUUUGCUUAUUAAAUAUGUGUUCAGUAGGUUUGGUAUCAUGAGGUUUUCAACUUCUGUGGGCAACUGUCUCUCCAGUGAAAUGUUUGCUUCUUUGGUCUUGUGUUUACAGGAACCCUUUAUUUUUCUACACUAUUUUCCUAUUUUAAUAAAGCUGGCUUUACAGAA
Struthio camelus australis is the source of this 1644-nucleotide messenger RNA. The record is from RefSeq and is a predicted model, not a curated record. NCBI's taxonomy places the organism in Eukaryota, Metazoa, Chordata, Aves, Struthioniformes, Struthionidae.